Messenger RNA from Bombus pyrosoma, 377 nucleotides. RefSeq names its product BBSome-interacting protein 1 (gene BBIP1). Lineage: Eukaryota; Metazoa; Arthropoda; Insecta; Hymenoptera; Apidae. The record is from RefSeq and is a predicted model, not a curated record. Gene Ontology annotation, cellular component: BBSome. Gene Ontology annotation, biological process: receptor localization to non-motile cilium; cilium assembly. Bases 159 to 377 code for a protein of 72 amino acids. The transcript is spliced from 2 exons.
AUCUAAAGUAGGCUCUGGACGUGUAGUAUUAUUCGUAAAUGACAAUUUGACGGUGUGCAUGUGACGUCGAUAGUUUGACUGUAUCGUGCAAUGUAUGCCUAACGAUUUUAUUGUAGAGAAGAAAUGGAUAAAGUGUAUUUUUCAGUGAUAAAACAAAAAUGUCAGAGUUGAUGGAUAAUUCUUCAGAAAAGAUUGACAUAAUCCUUCCUAGGCAAAGCUUGCUAUACCAGGAAGAAAAUUUGGAUUAUAUACUUUGUAAACCUAAAUUAAUUCCUUUAAAAUCAGUUACAUUAGAAAAGUUAGAGAAGAUGCAAAAGGAUGCUGAAUUAAAGGUCCGAGAAGCAGUAGAAUAUAAUAAUGCAAAUGAUAAUGAAUAA